AUGGCCGGAUAUCCAACACAAGGCUCGGACGGUAGCCUCGUGCUGGACAUCUGGAUAUCCCACGUCGAGGAAGCUUCCAGACCGAGACCGCAGCCCACUUGGAAAAUGGAAUGUCAGAUCUUCAGAGUUUCGAUGCAUCGGCACGGGUGGACGUGGCGGUGGCUCGCGAGCACUAGAUACGGCGACUCGGGAAGCGAAGGAGUGUAUGGAUGUGACGAGCCAACGAACGCGGGGAUGCUCAAGCGCGACAGCGACGGCCGGCGCGAGUCGGCUCCCGUGCACGGCACCACCACGACCACCGGGCCGCGAAGCACCGCCGGUUCCGGUGCGGGUACCGACGUCGGCGCGGACGCGGCGGUCUCGCAGUACGGCGGCGGCGGGGUUUCCGGCGGGUCUUGGUCCUGCACGGCAUACGGGGUCGAGAUCGGCGCCGGCAGGGGCGGCCCGUCGUCCACGUUGAAGGCGAAUGUGGGCGUGAUCGGCGGGGGGGACGCCGAGGGGAAGGAGGGCGAGCGGCACGGUGAGCUCGAGAGCGGGGUGUGGAUGGACAGCGAGGGCGAGUGGGUGAGCGGGGAAGGGGAGAGUUUUGAGCCAGAGUGGACGGAUGCCGCGGAGCACGUCGACGGGUACGGCGUCACUCUGCUUGAGGCUAUCACGGCGAUGAGCAGGACCAGGAUGCUAGCCCCGAUCCCGAUGAAGAGCUGCACUUGUCGGGACUGCAUCGAGCUCGCGGAAUGCGAACUGGGGAAUGGCGAGCUCUCGGGCCAGGCCGAUGAUGGUGAUUCUCCGCCGGAAGGAGGCAGCAACGGUGUGGACGGUGCUGGAGGGAACGGCGACUGGAUAUAUGCGUCCCAUGUCACUGUCGCGGUGGACGUCACCGUGACUGUCGUGGCGACGGCGACAGUGACCGUGACAUCGCGGUGA
Molecule: messenger RNA, 924 nt
Organism: Epithele typhae
Lineage: Eukaryota; Fungi; Basidiomycota; Agaricomycetes; Polyporales; Epitheliaceae
Exons: 4
Coding region: 1-924 (307 amino acids)
Source: RefSeq, a predicted model, not a curated record